Molecule: messenger RNA, 1533 nt
Organism: Lynx canadensis (Canada lynx)
Lineage: Eukaryota; Metazoa; Chordata; Mammalia; Carnivora; Felidae
Gene: TMPRSS3
Product: transmembrane serine protease 3
Exons: 11
Coding region: 16-1533 (505 amino acids)
Biological process (GO): proteolysis; acrosome reaction
Cellular component (GO): membrane
Molecular function (GO): protein binding; serine-type endopeptidase activity
Source: RefSeq, a predicted model, not a curated record
CCUGAAAUAGUCACCAUGGGGGAAAAUGACCCACCCGCGGCUGAGGCCCCCUUCUCCUUCAGAUCGCUUUUUGGACUUGACGAUUUGAAAAUAAGUCCUGUAGCACCAGAUGCGGACGCUGUCGCGGCACAGAUACUGUCCCUCUUGCCGCUGAAGUUCUUUCCAAUCAUCGUCAUCGGGAUCAUUGCACUGAUAUUAGCACUGGCCAUUGGUCUGGGCAUCCACUUCGAUUGUUCCGGAAAGUACAGGUGUCGCUCGUCUUUCAAGUGUAUUGAACUGACAGCUCGAUGUGACGGGGUCUCGGACUGCAGGGAUGGGGAGGACGAGUACCGCUGCGUCCGCGUGAGCGGCCGGAACGCGGUGCUGCAGGUCUUCACGGCUGCCGCCUGGAGGACCGUGUGCUCUGACGACUGGAGGGGUCACCACGCUAACGUCGCCUGUGCCCAGCUGGGGUUUCCAAGCUACGUGAGUUCAGACGCCCUCAGGGUCGACUUAGUGGAAGAGCGGCUGCAGGGGGACUUCGCUUCCAUCAAUCACCUGCUGCCGGAUGACAAAGUGACGGCUCUCCACCACUCGGUGUACGUGAGGGAGGAAUGCGCCUCGGGCCACGUGGUUGCCUUGAAGUGCGUGGCCUGCGGUCUGAGAAUGGGCUACAGCUCACGCAUCGUGGGUGGAAACGUGUCCUCGCUCGCGCAGUGGCCGUGGCAGGCCAGCCUCCAGUUCCAGGGCUACCACUUGUGUGGGGGCUCUGUCAUCACGCCCGUGUGGGUGGUCACCGCUGCCCACUGCGUCCACGACCUGUACAUCCCCAAGUCGUGGACCAUCCAAGUGGGCCUGGUUUCCCUGCUCGACAGUCCGGCCCCUUCCCACCUGGUGGAAAAGAUCAUCUACCAUAGCAAGUACAAGCCCAAGAGGCUGGGCAAUGACAUUGCCCUCAUGAAGCUGGCCGGGCCGCUCACCUUCAACGAGAUGAUCCAGCCAGUCUGUCUGCCCAACUCCGAGGAACAGUUCCCUGAUGGCAAAAUGUGCUGGACGUCAGGAUGGGGGGCCACGGAGGAUGGAGGCGAUGCGUCCCCGGUCCUCAACCACGCAGCCGUGCCUUUACUCUCCAACAAGAUCUGCAACCACAGAGAUGUGUACGGAGGCAUCGUCUCCCCCUCCAUGCUCUGCGCCGGCUACCUGAAGGGCGGUGUGGACAGCUGCCAGGGAGACAGCGGGGGACCGCUGGUGUGUCAGGAGAGGAGGGUGUGGAAGUUGGUGGGAGCGACAAGCUUUGGCAUCGGCUGUGCCGACGUGAACAAGCCCGGCGUCUACACGCGCAUCACCUCCUUCCUGGACUGGAUCCACGAGCAGUUGGAGGUGGGUGCAGCUCACGCUGGCCCCGUCACUGGCCCCCGGCAUCCUCUUCUGCGGCCCCAGCGCUGCUGUGCGAGCCAGGGAGCGAUCACUGGGUGGUCUGUUCAGCAAGCGGUGUUCCGUGGCCCCUGGCUGGUGGACAGGAGCAUGGCUAGUCCCAUAGGCAAGGCUCCGUGA